Molecule: messenger RNA, 1164 nt
Organism: Aspergillus melleus
Lineage: Eukaryota; Fungi; Ascomycota; Eurotiomycetes; Eurotiales; Aspergillaceae
Product: sterol desaturase family protein
Exons: 1
Coding region: 1-1164 (387 amino acids)
Biological process (GO): ergosterol biosynthetic process
Molecular function (GO): iron ion binding; C-4 methylsterol oxidase activity
Source: RefSeq, a predicted model, not a curated record
AUGCUGGAAGUAGUUAUCCAAAAAGACUAUAUCUCAAGGAUCCAACCUUGCCGUCAGCGACAAAAAUCAAACGACGACUCAGUUCAAGCAAAUCUCAAAAUGGGCUGGGCUGCCGCCUCCAACCCCCAUUCUAUGACUUCAGAUUGGCCAUUCAAAAACCGAAGCACAUGGGACGGAUACCAACGCUUCACCGAUUUCAUGAACCUCUACCCUGUCUUUCCGCGCCAGCCGCUGCCUAGUCAUCCAAAGUCCGAUAAAAUCCCAUAUAUGUCCCAAUGGUCGGUGAACCGCUUUAUCAUCGUCUUUGCUGCCAUGCCCAUGUUGCUUCACCAGGCUUGGGUUUUCUUGACGGGGCGCUGUCUUGAGAAACGGACCACGUUCGUCCUCUAUAGUGGUGCAUAUGCGUUCAAUAUUGUCCACCUUCUUCGUCUGCUACGCCGUGGGCUGUACAAGUACGGCUGUUUUGAUGGAGAUCUGGCUGAUCGAGAUGGUAUACCUAACUCUGCCGUCGGGAGGAUACUGGGUGCUCUGUGCAAGGUCGCAGGCUCUCGCGUUGCUCUAGCCGUGCUCAUCACUUACAGCCCUGACAUCUCGCCUCUCGCUGCUAUCAGCAACUUCACGUCAUGGGUGCCGUUCCUCGUUAAGCUAAGCUUCUACGGCAUUGCUCUCGACCUCUGGUUUUACAUCUACCACCGCGCCUGUCAUGAGGUGUCUUUUCUCUGGAAAUACCACCUGACACAUCACUUGACCAAGCACCCUACUGCGGCCUUUACGGCUUUUGCGGAUGACGAACAAGAACUCGUGGAGCUUGUUAUCGUGCCUCUGCUGGCUUUUGCCACGCUGUGGCUUGUCGGUCUUCCUCUUGGCUUUUAUGAGUGGUGGCUCUGUCUUGAGUAUAUCAACUUUGCUGAAAUUGCCGGCCAUAGUGGUAUUCGUGUGCAGUCUUUUGUUCCUUCGCCGGUUUUGUGGCUGCUGCUGCUUUGUGGGGCUGAGUUGGCUGUGGAGGAUCAUGACUUGCAUCAUCGGAGGGGAUAUCGGAAGAGUUUUAAUUACGGGAAGCAAACGAGGGUUUGGGAUCGGUUGUUUGGGACUUGUGGUGAGAGGGUAGAGGCAAAGGCGAUGAAUGUCGACUAUGAUAAGGUGGUGUGGAUGGACCUCUUCUAG